This is a messenger RNA of Patella vulgata (common limpet), 2972 nucleotides long. RefSeq names its product tripartite motif-containing protein 2. Gene Ontology annotation, cellular component: nucleoplasm; chromatin. The transcript has 2 exons. The record is from RefSeq and is a predicted model, not a curated record. Gene Ontology annotation, biological process: positive regulation of DNA-templated transcription. Bases 263 to 2065 code for a protein of 600 amino acids. Gene Ontology annotation, molecular function: zinc ion binding; protein binding; ubiquitin-protein transferase activity. Lineage: Eukaryota; Metazoa; Mollusca; Gastropoda; Patellidae.
CUAGUAAUUGUAGUGUUUUGCUUUUUUUGAACUUUGAGAAAUUUGAUGAAUGUCAAUAAAUAAGGUUAAAAUGGACAGGAUAGAAUAAAAAAAAGAAAGAAUGCAUACGCAUUUCGAAGGUAUCAAAAGGGACGUGCAUGUAGCACAACGACUAUUAAGCUGAAUUUCAUUUAAUGAACAGGGGGCGCUGUAAAUCGUUGACUUAAUAGGAAGUUGUCUAUCAAGAUGAAAAUAGAAGAAGUGAGACAUUAAUGGUGAGAAAAUGGCCGCAUCUGGAGAUGGUAUACCAACCAUAAGCAAACUAAAAGAAAAAGUUUUAGAAAAUUUUCUGUCAUGUAUAAUCUGUACCGAAACUUUGGUAAAUCCACAUCAACUGCAGUGUCAACAUACAUUUUGUCUAACUUGUCUGGAGAAUUAUGUAGAAAAAAGUAAAUUUGUAAAUAAAUUUCCUUGUCCCAUAUGUCGAACACCAAUUACAAUAACUUCUGGAAAAUUAGACACGCAGUCAAAUCUUCUUAUUAAGAAUAUAUUAGUUUUCUUUUCCAAUAUCAAAGAGGAAAUUGUCCAGUCAAACUCUUUCCCGGGGUCUGUUAGCAAAUUUUGUCAACUAUGUGAGGAAGAGAGAGACUCCAGGUCCUACUGUCUACAGUGUAGUAACUGGCUGUGUGAGCCCUGCACUCGUGGACAUAAAAAAAUACCAAAUACGAAAACACACGAGCUACUUCCCCUCCAAGAAUAUAAUGAAGUUGUCUGUGGUCUUCUGUCUGAAAAAUGUUCUAAAAUCGAAGAAUUCGCCAAGUCCAUUGAAGGGUGUCUAAUUUCAUUACAGUCUGCAAAAGGUAAAACCAUAGAUAAUUUGAGUAAACUUCAAAUUGAGGUAAAUAAUCAGUGCGAGAUGUUGAAGGGGGCAAUUGAAAACUGUCGCCAGAAAUUACUUAAAGAACUGGACGGCAAAACUGGGGAAAUUUUGGAACAGAUACAUUCUAUCUCCAGUCCCCUGAAAAAUAUUCAAGAGCAGUUAGACCACAUUUCAUCCACCUACAAAAAUGUGAGUCCCACUCAUCUCGAUCAUAACCAAUUGGAUCAAAUGGAAAAUGCGUCACUUCUGCUGAUUGAUGAAUAUGGCCAAAUCAAGGAUAGAGUUGUCAAUGUCUUGAGUGUGCCCUCUUUGGAGUAUAAACAGGAUUUAGCCCACAUUGAGAACGCCCGUGGGAUUCCCCUUGGCCAGAUAUUUUUACGUCAGUCAGUAACAGAAAUCUCAGCCCCUAAUCAGGUCGGCGUAAUUCGACUAAUGCAACGGUCUUCUAGUAGUAAUCAUGUAACAAGCGUAGCUGUAUUUGACGAUAAAAAUUACAUAGCUGCAUCCUCAAGCGAACUUCUUCACUUUAUGGAUGGAAAUGAAUCAAAAAUCAAAAUUCAACAGGGGUUCAGCAAUUAUACUGUUUUUGGGGUGGCCAAAAGUAAGCAGAAACCCAAAUUAAUAUUUGUGACGGUCAUGGAACUUUGCCUGGGAACUGGUAAAGUCUGUGUCUAUAAGGAGAAUUAUAUGCAAUUCAAGCUAUCAGAGACGAUUGUAACAAAUUUAACCUGCCCUAGAGGUAUCGCGGUUGGCUCACAAGGAACUGUAUUUGUCUGUGAUCAGCACGAUAGAUGUAUUUAUAUGUUUACUGAUGAUGGAAGACUUGAUCGAAUAUACAAAAAAUCGAGGGAUGGCUCGGAUUUAUUCAUUGCACCUAUGUUCGUUACACAAAAUAUUAAUGAUGAUAUUAUUGUAUCAGACCAUGGUUCAUUCGUUAAAAUUCUCAGCAAAGAAGGUGACAUCAGGUUUACAUACAUAUCUAAUAAUCCGGGAAGUGAAUUUUGGGGCGUGACAACAGACAGAGAUGGAAACAUUCUAGUUGCUGAUCUUAAAUAUGGUAUCCACAUUCUGGACUGCAACGGAAAUUUCAAACAAUUACGUUCCGAUUUUUCCAGUUAUGUUCAACCACUUUCAAUCGAUCGUCAUUCAGAAUACAAUAGUUUUAUGAUUGGUACAUCUUCUGGAGAAAUAUUCUAUAUGAACUAAACAUGCAUUAUGUAAGAACAAAAUCUGCCUGUUUGCAUGUCUUUCUUUAGGCUUUAAAUGUUUUCUAAAUUAUUAAUUAGACAUUAAUUAACUGAUCGAGGCCAUAAUCAACUCUCGAUGGCAUCAGAUUUCUCCUAGAUAAGAACGAUUCAGCAUUAUUUUGAUUUAAUUUAAAAAUGGAAGAGCAAGACUUAGCUUCGAACAACCAUUACGGGGGUUGAAAUUAUUGCACGUCUUGUCAAACCUUCAAAGGCUAAUAUCUUCGCUCACAAUAAAGUAAUUUGAAUGAAAUUUUCAGAUUAUUCAUUUUACAUUAUCUGUUUUCAGAUUAUUACAGCAAGAAUGGCUAGCUCUUUACCUAAAUCUUACAUAAUGUACUUAUCUGUAACCUGUUAAGUGCGUAGGUCGUUAUAUAACAUCCUGGACAACUGCCACUCACUGUGUGUGUAUUUUCCCGAACCUAUUCUUAGAACAUAGUACAUAGUUCUUGGUCACUUCGUCAAAUUAAUUACACAAUAGGGGGUAGUUAACGUUUUAAAAACGUCGCGCUUAACUGGUUAAUUGAGAAAAUUAUAAGAGCUGUGCUUUAGUCUAACUUUUUAAACACUUCAUGAUUUUGAUUAUAUCUUGUGCCGUGAUACAAUUAAAUAAUUCAAUAUUCUCCACUUAUCUACAUCUGUUCUCAUGUCAUCAAAGGCUUGAUGCAUAAUUUGUAUUUUCACUAAAAUAUCCAAUUUCUCAUGCAUGGCUUAAUAAUACCUGCUAAAUAUGUACUCAGAAUAAUUAUUUAACAUUUAAUUAAGAAAACAAAAUCAAAAUACCAAUGCUAGAUAUUCUACUGGUUUGGAUUCAGUGGAUUGAAGCUAGAUCCAUUUUAUUGUACCAAUAAAAGCAUAGAUCAAUGAAA